CCCGUGGGCCCGCGGGUAGGGCGGCCGGCCUGUGUGGGCCGCGCGGGGCGGGCGGCGCUGUUCCCCAGCGCCCGCCGAGGCUGGGCCGCCCUGCGGCCCCCCCACCCGCGGCCCGCGCCGAAGUCAUGGCGCGGCCGCGCGCCCUGGGCCGCAUACCCGAACUGCAGCUGGAGGCCUUCCCGGCGGCGGCAGCGGCGGCCACCGAGGACGAGGCGUUCCUGCCCGAGCCCCCGGCCCCGCGCGCGCCCCGCCGCCCACGUUCGCCACCUUCCUCGCCUGUCUUCUUUGCCAGCCCGUCCCCAACUUUCCGCAGGCGCCUUCGGCUUCUCCGCGGCUUUCAGGAUUUCGGUCGCCAGGCGUGGGCCGGGGCAGCGAUAAAAAUCAAGUCUGCUCGCCAGGGUUGCUGUGGAGACAUCUGAUAAGGCAUGCAGUAGGCGCUCAAUAAACGCUAUGUUCCUCCCA
Messenger RNA from Orcinus orca (killer whale), 462 nucleotides. Its product is annotated as zinc finger protein 574-like. The transcript is spliced from 2 exons. Bases 126 to 419 code for a protein of 97 amino acids. The record is from RefSeq and is a predicted model, not a curated record. Lineage: Eukaryota; Metazoa; Chordata; Mammalia; Artiodactyla; Delphinidae.